GUUUCGCAAACACAACUCUGGCUUUUGGGGCUUAUCGUCGCAAAGUGUCGGCGGGGACUCUUCUCUCAUGUUGGCGAGCGGAACUAGACAACGAGACGAGAGCAGACGAGAGAGCUGAGCAGAAAGCGGUGAAAACACUCCUUUCUGUGUUUGCAUCGCGAUUUUUUGCCGCAAGACGGCAACUUGAGAUUCAUGAAGCCGUUGGUUGGGAGAAAUCUGCUGUUUUGUAGCGAGCUCUUCACCGCGUUAAUGCGGCAAUGCCGCAGUGUCUGCCAGAAGCGCGCCGUAGUCAUUCAUUCCUCCACAGUGGAUAGGGAGGCUUUGCCGGUCUGAAAACGGCUAAAAACGCCCCACAGACAUAACGCGUUUGUCCUUUUCUCAGUAGCUGUAUAGUUUCCUCCCAGUAAAGUGGCAAACUGGAGUCUUCUAGGGACGUAGACGGGCGAGAUGUGAGUGCGGAUACCCGCCCCUCAGCUAUUUUCGCGGACUCGAGGCACCAGGCUGUACUUUCGUCUGUGUUCUCUUGCAGUUUACCGCUUCCGCUGUCCUUCCCGGGUUCGUCUCCAAAGCGUUGGCUUUUUAACCAUCGAGGUGUUUUAAUGUUAACUCACUACAGACCAUGGGAGCGAAGACAAUCUAUUAUGUAACUCCGUUCAUAGAAAGCAAAAUGCUUUCACGCUUGUUGCACGCUAUCAUGUGCCGCAGCCCUUGGUAACAACGUCUUGUUUAAGACCUCCCUCUGUUCCUUCAAUUGUUUGACUCUAUCGUCUGCGUUUCUUUUCUGGAUAACGCAUGUGCAAGAGAUUAUCGCCUUUCUUCCUGCAUUUGAGGUAUCAAAUCGCCUCUGUAGCGGAAUCGCUCUCCAAACCUAAAGUCAAGCGGUCUUUCAGCGCCAGCUUUUCACGUCGGCAUUCAAUUUUUUUCCCCUGUUACGUGCAGUUCUAGCUGUCUACAUCUCCGUGGCGGCUCGCACGCUGAAAGAUUUCGGUUCCGGACGCGGCGUGUGCCUGCCGUUCCAUUCUGCUCCAGAAAUUUGCAGAGAAUUACUGAUUGGAGUGUGCACACAAGCGAGUGGACAGUCGCCUCGGUGCUGCUAAGCCGUUGGUUUCUUUUCGCUACUCUGAAACCCCUUUAUUUCUGUGGGCCUCCAAGUGCUAGUUGACUUUUUCCGUAAUGCAUGCAGUGGGAAAGUGUCGUUGUUUUUACACACUGGAUGGUGCGGCUUUGCGUCCUACCACGGAAUGGACGCUCCCUGCGAGGCAGAAGCGGCCGACGCGCGUUGCCCUGUCCCGGUGGGGACGGUGCUGAAGAAUCCAGGUGCAUCGCGAGUUCGUUCGGGGUCGAUCUAUGAACGAAAAAUGGAGCGACGGAGGCCGACAGCCCUCAAGGCCCCAGUCGAGAAACGCCAGCCGGUUGAUCGGAUGAGGGAAAAGGAAAUCGAUGACGAACAGACAUAUCCUCCAACGCGCAUCUCCCAGGAACACGUGUAUCGGGAGGAAGGAGCUCACGCAGCGCGCGAAGACGUGGACACCAACUAUUUCUGCGGAGAGGCUACCGCCGUCGGAAAUGAAGGAAACGGGGGAAAUCUAGAUCGGGCCUAUGAUGACCAGACCGUCAGUGUGGAUGGGACAGGAGGAGAGUCGAGAGAUGGGCGGGACACACCCGAUGCCGCCGCGUUGUUGCUAGAGCUCGUUGCUAAGGAGCAAGAACUUCUGGCCUUGCAGCAGGAAAAUGAGCAACUUCGCGAGGACCUCGCAGAUGCCGCAAAUGACGGUGAGGCUGACAUCGGCCAGUUGAGGGCACAGUUUGCUCAGCGGUUGAAGGCUCAGCAGGAGGCGGCGUCUGCCGCUGCAGCGGAACUGGUGCAGGAAAUCGAAGCCGCGCGCAUGGCGGCUGCGGAAGCGGAGCGUGGAAGGGAGGCUUUACAGGAGGAGAUGCUCCGCGCAGAACGGGCACUUUCUCAGUUGAUUCAGCAGGUCGACGACGCGGAGCAAUCUGAGGCACGACUGGUGAAAGAAGUGGAAGAUCUUCGCAUUCACCAGCGCGAAGUGGAAGCCGCUCUAGGGUCCCAGUUGGGCAGUGCACGGCAGCAAGUAGCGGCUCUUCGGGAGGAAAAGGAGGCAGCGGAGCGGAGGUAUCGGCGCGCCGUGGAAGCAGAGUCGAACCUGGCGCGGGAACUUCGGCAGAUGCAGGAUCAGAGACAAUCCGUGGAGAUGCAGCUCGCUGUCGAGCGGGAACUUUGCCAGUUCGAAGCAGAGAAGUGCAGGUCAGAGCAGGUCGAGUGGCAAGAGCAACUGAAUGCGCGGGCGCGGGAGACAGAGUCUCUGUGGCAGGCGGAGCGCCAGCGCCUGAUGCGCGACAGAGCCGAAGAAGAGAGACUCCGGGAGUUGCUGAAGGCUGCCGAUGAGGAGUUGGAGCGCUACAGGAAAAAGGAGGAACAGCGCCGCCAGGAGCUUCAGGAAGGAGCAGAAACAGAGGCGCUGUUGAAUCAGGAGAUAGCUCGACUCCGCGACAGGCACAACGUGCGUGAGAAGGAACUCGUACGGCAGCUCGAAGUUGCGCAGAAAGAAGUUGCUCUUCUGGAAAGUGAGACGCAACUGUUGAAGCAAACUCUAAAGGACAGUCAUGCGCUGGAGAAAAACCUUGCUAGCACUCUGGAGAAGUUGCAGAAGGAGGUCGCGCUGAAGGCCGUAGAGCUCGACAGUCAGAAGACUUUCUUCGAAGUCGAGCGGACACGGCUGCAGGGCGAGCAGGCAGAGGCUGAGAAGAAGCUGACUAAGUGUGCGGAAUUGACAGAGUGUACCCGUACUGAGCUUGAACAAUUUAAACUCGAACACGCAAGAGAACAGAAAAGCCUUCAGGAACAACUGCAAGCCGCGGAGACCGUCGCACGCCAAUUGCGGCAACAAAUGGUUAACAUGCAGCGGGAAACGGAUGGUCGAAUUGCUGAAAUAUCGCAGCAGCUGUGCCGUGAAAUUGAGUUUGUUAGCCUUCAGAAAGCGGAGGUGGAAUCAGCUGCUGAAGAACGUGUUCGUUUUCUCGAAACACAAGUCGCCACCCUUCAACGGGAGCGCGCAGAAGCGGAGCAAGAACUUCAGCGCCGGUCGCAAAUCGAGGAUCGUGACCUCAAGGAUGUCGAGGCAAUCCUUCGAGAGAGAGAGGCUUCCGACCAACAAGCCCGCCAGAAAAUCGCCUCUCUUGAAGCCGAGCGCACUCAACUCCAACGCGAUAUCCAAAAAGCUGAGUGGAGUGCCCGCGAGCAGGAAUUAGCGAAGUUGGCGCUUAAGCGCGAACUUGCUAACCUACAGAAGAGAACGGCGGCUCAGAAGGAGCUGGAACAGCGUGUCAUUUUUCAGGAAAAGGAGCUCGAGCGUCUCCUGCAGCUGAAUGAGCCAUAUCAGUUCGCUCCGCGAACGCACCGUCCAGGCGGCGCAGACACUGCUGAUCUUUUAAGGCAGAACGAGGCACAGCAGCACUCGUUUGUGGAAUCUCUCGCAAGCAACUCGUGUGACGGCUCCACUGAACUACUCGAUGAAGCAUGUAGGAAAGUGAAUGGCGUCGUUCCUCCGGAGAAGGGAACAGACGGCGGGCAUCAGCAGGACCUGCAUCUGGGAUACAUCGAGGCAGACAACCGUCCGAAUCAGGAGUGCUCGGCAGCAUGUGGCAGUCCAACGGUGUCUUCAGCACGGGAGCCAGAGAUGUCGCCGGGAAACAUCGGCAUGCGCUCAGGAUGGGACGCAGCGGCAGCGGAGAGACUCGCGCAGGGUGCUGGGGUGGCUGGGCAGUUGUCUCAGCAUUCAGAGGGACCGGGGUUGGUGGGUGCGAGCGUGGCGUCGACAAGGGAGAGAUUGGACACUGGAAGGUCGGACGCAAAGGGGCAGUGGAAAGAGAAUUUGGGGGCUCCGGUUGCUCACCAGUGCUGGUCGAGAAGGCCUUCGUCAGCUCGGAUGGUGCAGGCUGACAACGCGACGUUUCGUGCUUCGGAUGGACGAUCCUUUUCACAUUCCUACUCAGAGACGAUUUGCUCAGAGGCAGAUGCGUCGCCUCUCUCAAACAGCCGGAAGGCGUCGGCGAGCUUUCACCGCGCCUCCUGUGACUUCCUUCAACAGGAAGUGGUACGCCUUUCGAAAGCGUACACCCAGGCCUGCGAAGCUCUCGAAGAGGCGCAGCAGAAACGAAGAGGCGACGGGCAACGCCUGGAGUGUCUUCUUCUCGAAUUAGAAGACGGAGGAAGCCGGACACGUCGCGACCCGGUCGCAUGGGAUGCCGAAACUGGUAAUCCGGAGCACGAGCAAGAAUCGAACCUGGGUGUUGACGAAAGUCAUCAUCCGCCCGCUUCCGGUAGUGCUUCUGCGCAAGUCGUCCAGAACCAGGAGGCUCUACAGGACUUGAAACAAUUGCUGGCUAGCGAAAUCGGCUACGCAGGGACCAGCGACGGAGUUCUUCGCGCUGCAGUUUCCACUUUGAAGACACUGUUGCAGAGGAAAAUCGAGCUGCCGGUAACUGGAACUGGAGACGCUGAACGCAACCAGACCCCUGUCGUGAACUCUACCAUCGGUUUGUUCUAUCGAACUAUCGAACUACCUCAGCAAGAGGAAAAGGGAGAGAUACCGAGACCCCUGAAAGACGGCACCCUGCGGGAAUGGCCUUCGCCAAAACCUGUGAGACUCAGAUUAGGAGCAGCGAAACUCGAGAACGCGACUUGCGCAGAAACGAUUUCGGGGACUCACGGUUUUUCUCUUACGCACCCACACGUUGGGGAUUCGACUUUGACGUCAUCCGCUACCGUGCAGCCACCCGAAGAACUGCCCUGCCAUGCACGAACAGUGGUUCAAGAACAGUUGUUUUACAAGGGAAGUCAAGGAGGCGGAUCGGAAGCUGCUUCGCGUGAUUCGUGUGGAGCCCGCAGACCUGCUUCGAGUGAUUCAUCGAACGAAAACCCAGGACGCCUUCAGAAUCCCCUAGGGUGUCCCGAUUUGAGACUUGAGGCGGUGCCUGGGCAGUCCAGGAGCGCUGAAAGAACGAGCGAGCACUCAGUAGUUGUAGCCAGGAACCAUCCAGAUGGAGACGCGGGAUUGGUCCCGUGCGCUUCAGAGCACGAAGGGUCCCUGCGGCCCAGUGGCACGUUUGUACGGACUGGCAGUUUGCAGACGUCGGCGACUGCCUGUCGCGCGCCCGUAUCUGAGGCGGACCAGAAGCAUCGUUUUGAUGCGCGUGGGUGUCAAGGGUUGGCCAGAAGAGAUACAGAGAAGAAGGCGCACCUGGCCACGGGCGGUACCGGUUCGAACAAUGAAGAGACUCUUCAGUCUUCCGGCUUAUGCACAACACAGUUCUUCUCCAUUGCUGACGAGUGCGUAGACGUGCUAGCUCUUCAGCAGCUGCUACAAGAGCGCGAGGAUGAAGUGUCCGCCCUCGAAGACGCGCUGGAACAGUCGCAACGGAGGGAAGCUACUCUGUUGGGCCGGUUGGAAGAGGCAGAACGACUCCUCGGAACUCUGCAUCGAUGCUCCGUCGCAGCUGAGCAACGCGGUGAUGCGGCAGCAGAAGUGUGGGCGGCCUUGCUGUCUAGACAGCUCCACGACGACAACCCUACGGUGGAUCUUCCGGCACUGACUGGCGACGGACCUAAUGAAAAGGAAGGACGAGAAGUGGGUGAGCUGGACGAUUUUCAAGACAGCAAGUCAGUCGACCGUGCUGUUAGGCACCAGCUAUUGGAAAGUGACAAUGCGAGCGUCUCUCCAUGUGGAAGAGAAGAAUCUUCUGCAGAGGGUCCUAGCAGGGAGAGGCUUGCCGCUUCUCGGGAAAGUGGUGAAGGUGAUUGCAAGAGUAACGUUGACGACGUCUGUGAGCAGAGCGUUGAAUCAUCAAUCCAGUAUAACAGAGAAACUGAUGGACCGAGUGCUGGCGAUGGAACUGCAAAGAGUCAAGGCUGCCCCUUCUGUGGGCUGAAGGCAUCAGAAGAGCCUGACUUGUUUUGGCUUCGUUUGGUACGUCAGGCAUGGAAGAAGUGUGCGACCAACGACCCUCAAGCCUCGAGUCAUCAUCGCCAGCAGCUGCGAUCAAGUGAUUUCUCGCUGUCAGCUGGUGAAGAUCCGGCGCCCACAUAUGAUUGUAUGGGAAAUGUUUUGCCCGUCCUACAUGGGCCAUCACACAGACCAGCUGAGAGCGAUAUUCCUGAUGGUGGCCGCGUCUCUCUCGUCAUCCCGGCGCUGCCACGUCAUUUAACGCUUUGUGAAAUGUCAACAGGAAACGGCACGCCAGGCUCGAAUCUGAGAACCGGUGUGCCCGGUCUCUUGUCGACAGAGCUACAAUUUGCGGCAGUCCCGCAGAUGGCUCUGGAACGCCGCAGUGUCCGGCUUCUCCCGGCAGACAGUUCGGAAGCUCUAAGAUUAUCUAAUAGGCAGGUUGAACACGCAGGGUCCUCCCGAGUUGACGGUGCAUCUAUAUGUACUUCGUCGACAGGUGAAACAAUGUUCAGGUUCGAGGUCUGCAUGUCUGACAGGGAUGACGAUAACGCUCAGCAGUCUUCCUUCCUUUCGGUCGUUUUGAUGAGGCAAUCUGAAGACUCUCACGAGGACGAAGUCGCAGCAAUGGCAAAUGCUGCCGGAGUCAGGGAAGUCCCGAAACGGAUUCCCAUUCGCUUGACCCUUGAAAAUAGUGGAAACUGUGAUAAAAGUUUGUUCCGCCUGUACAGGAAACAUGCCGAUGUGGGUGUGGUCGAGCCUUCAGGAGUUGGGUGGGAUUCAGUGUUGCCAAAUGUGUGGGAUGCUGGAAAUCCAGUCUACCUACAGCACGUUGGUACACAGUUGUUCCUUGCCGUAUCUGGAAUUCAACUGAUGGAUUCCGCCUCCGAGGCAACUCUCGACGUUCUGGUGCGGCGGGCCAGGUCGGCGAAUACCUUCUGCUGCAGUUCGAACGUCGUAACACUAGAUUCUUCAGAGCAGCCAAAAAUGGGAAGUGGGGACGAUCAGCCACGGCAUCCGGACCCAUGUUAUUUUGGAACCGAAAAUCUCGCCGACGCCACCCCCUUUCUGCUCGUAUCUGCCUCGAAAGUGACAGAGAGAGAGGUAUGCAUGCCAAUCGGGGCAGAAGGAGCACCGAAAUUUGAGCACGUAAGGUGGUAUGGGAAGGUCACGACUGCGAGGCCACCGUGUCUGUUUUAUACCCAGAGGUGCUUGGGCUGGCCGGCACGUGAUCGAGUGCUGUGUAUAAGAAGUUGUCACCCCCAAUGGGUGUUGUGGUUUACGGUCUGCUUGUGGUUUGUGUUACCUGGUAUAAUGAGAGCGAGGAAUGGCGUUUUUCUUGUCAGUUUUCACUAUGUCCUACGUCGCGAAUCUGUUUCUUGCGAAACGGAUCUUCCCGCUCUCUUUUUGGCACUCCUGUUUGUUUAUUUGUAGGCGGUUUUGGACGCAGCGGCUCGUAUAGGCUCCCCGCACCUAACGUCGAGCCUUUCAUGUCUUCAGUUCGCCUUUCUUGCUACUCGUCUCAGAGGCACAGCAGUGAAGGAACGUUCCGACUACCACCCUUGUCCUCUCUGCGAUGGAACGCCUCUUUCAGACUGUGGCAGAAAAAUUGGCGUUGAGUCUGGGCAGUUCGAGGAUGAUAGAGACGACUGGGUUCACGUGGCGGAGGCUUCUUGCGGCGAAAGUCGAUAUGGAGGGCAUACGGGACGUCAAGCGGAAGAACUGUGGAGUGUGUGGUGCGGCGCUGUUAUGUAGCCCAUGGAUGGGUUUUUGCUUUGAAACAUGGGAGUACAUUUGCUUUAUGUUUUAAGUCACUUUUUAACGUCGUCAGGGGCACAACUCAACGAAGCAACUGUACGGCAGUUGCGGUUCUAGUUUUUCAAGAAAGACGUAUUUUAGGUUGCGA
This is a messenger RNA of Toxoplasma gondii ME49, 7869 nucleotides long. RefSeq lists its product as hypothetical. The transcript has 3 exons. The record is from RefSeq and is a predicted model, not a curated record. Lineage: Eukaryota; Apicomplexa; Conoidasida; Eucoccidiorida; Sarcocystidae. Bases 1242 to 7397 code for a protein of 2051 amino acids.